Messenger RNA from Selaginella moellendorffii, 3830 nucleotides. RefSeq names its product WASH complex subunit 5. Bases 31 to 3471 code for a protein of 1146 amino acids. Gene Ontology annotation, cellular component: WASH complex; endosome. NCBI's taxonomy places the organism in Eukaryota, Viridiplantae, Streptophyta, Lycopodiopsida, Selaginellales, Selaginellaceae. The record is from RefSeq and is a predicted model, not a curated record. Gene Ontology annotation, biological process: regulation of actin nucleation; endosome fission; actin filament polymerization. The transcript has 32 exons.
UGACGCGACACUAUUUAGGGUUCUAAAGCUAUGCUGGAUUUCUGCGAGCAGAGUGUGGGUGUAGCGCUUCUUCAGCUGGUAAGCCGAGCACAGGCGCUUAUUGCAGAGCUUUUGCGGCUCUCAGAUCGUGUUCCGGAGGAGUUUAAGUCGCCCGGAUCCAUCUUCGCGCCUCUGCUGUUCGAUUUCAGGUACUUCAAGUCGCCUGAUGUUUUCGAGGAGCGUAUAGAAUCAAAUGCUGAGCUAUCUUCCCUGGACGACGAGUUUCGAGACAAGUUUUCUGACUUGUUAGAACGGUUCUUCCAGCUCUUCAAUGGCAUUGUAAACUACUAUCUCGAUCUUACACGGUAUCUGGAAGAUCUUCAGGAAGGUGUUUACAUCCAGAGCACUGUCGAAAGCGUUCUCCACAACGAGGAUGGUUGUCAACUGCUAGUAGAAGCAUUGGUGCUUCUAGGCGUCGUUCUCAUUCUCCUUGAACAUCGUCUCGAUGGAACACUCCGAGAGAACCUUUUGGUUUCAUACUUUCGCUGCAAAGGCACGUUUGACGUCCCAAACUUCGAGUCCAUUUCUACGCUUUGCCGGCACUAUCCUCAGCCAACAUCUUCGCCCGUGGUGGCUGUGACAGCGUUUCUUCAAAGUUCCCCGCCACCAGUCCCGGCAACGAUGCUCAACCUGCACAGGCCAGAGGAAUCGUUUUCACGCUUUCCUUUGCCGAGUUCUCUGGUGAAAACGGUAAUUGGAAGGCUGAAGUCUCACGACCUGUACAAUCAAGUCGGGCACUAUCCUAGUCCGGAUCACAGAACUACAGCUCUUCUUGGUCAAGCUGCCAGCCUUUACGUGCUACUCUACUUCGCUCCAACCAUUCUUCACUCCGAUAGUGUGAUGAUGCGGGAGAUUGUGGACAAGUUUUUCAGAGUUUACUGGGUACUUCCAGUCUUUAUGGGAUUCACCGUGGACCUUCUCAGUGCAUGGAGUCGAUUCAAAGCGGCAAAAAACGCAAUUUCAUCGAGCAUUACGCUUUCUGCUGUGCGUGUUGUGAGCCAGGAACAAAUCUCCAAAGUCCAGACACUCUUGUCAGAUCUCUCUGCCUUCUUAUCGGAAGGAGUUCUGAAUCAGGAUUUCGUGCUCAACAAUAUCUCAACUCUACUGUCUUGUGCACGGGACUGUAAUGCGACAUUACGAUGGCUGCUGCUUCAUAAUAUCACCACCAGCCGUAAACUUCGAGAAUUGGUAUCGAAUCAAGAUAUGGCUUUGCUGACUUUAUUGCUGGACACUUCAAGGCUGGAGUUCGAGCUUAAGAAUGUCUAUGGUGAACUUUUGAAGAGGAAAGAAUCCCGUUGGGCUGAAUCCAAGACGAUCGUCGCUGAAUGCAUGAAUGACCUCUCUGCGUUUUUUUCGGGGGUUAAGGUUCUGUCGAGGACUAUCAGAGAUGAGAACUUGCAACAAUGGUUCUCUCAAAUGUGUUCUGAGGUUAAUUCUUUAGACUAUUCCGAGGCAGUAACUGCAGGUAGGAAAAUUCAACACAUAAUUACAGCGCUUGAAGAGGUUGAACAUUUUCAUCAAAUACAAGGAAGUCUUCAGACUAAGCAAUACUUGUCAGAGGCGCGAAUGCAAUUGCAAGAAAUGAUUAGGACACUCAACGUGCAAGAAAGUACCCUUGCUACUAUAUCAGUGAUCAGCGACUGCUCUUACUCAUGGGGCUUGAUAGGAGAAUUUACUCUUCUUAUUCAAUCUCAAAUCCAAAAUGAUCCAUUCACUGUAUCGAAAUUACAGUGUUUGUUUCUCAAGCUGCGCUCUGUUAUGGAUAUACCACUCUUGAGGCUAUAUCAGAGCCAAAGUGCGGACCUCGACUCUGUCUCAGAAUACUACUCAUCUGAGCUUAUAAACUACGUGCGAAAUGUUUUGGAAAUUGUCCCUGCCAGCAUGUUUACGAUUCUCAACGGGGUAAUCAAGGAGCAAAUGAUGAACUUAAGCGAGAUACCAGGGCGGUUUGAGAAAGAUUCCUUGAAAGACUACGCGAAGCUGGAUGAGCGUUACGCGUUGGCAAAGGCAACUCAAAGAGUUGCUGUAUUUACGCAGGGAAUAAUGUCAAUGAAAAGAACUUUCAUUGGCGCGAUUGAGCUGGAUCCAAGGCAACUUCUUGAAGAAGGAAUACGUAGAAAACUAGCAGAGGAGAUCGACUUGGCUUUGAAAAAAACAUUGGUCUUUUCUACAGGUCAAACUGACGAUCUUGAAGACAAACUAGAAGCAUUAUCCGCCUCAUUAUCCUCGCAACGCCAGUCAAUGGAAUAUUUUCAGGAUUACGUUCACGUUCACGGCCUAAAGCUUUGGCAAGAAGAAUAUACAAACAUAGUAAAUCAUAAUACUGAACUGGGAUGUAAACACUUUCUGACCAAAGUUCACAAGCAGCCGACGUCCAUACUUGAUUCAGGAAGCGUCAACGAUGAUAAUUUUAUGAAUCGAGUUGUGCUAAAACUGCUCAACCUUACAAAUCCUUCGAAAUCUAUGUACCUCGCCCCAAUGACUGGCUGGUUCAAUGCGGAAGGCCAAGAGCUUGUGGGUUUGAGAACCUUCAUCACCUUGCAAGAAAGUCUCGGACCUGUCGGAGUAUCUGGUAUUGAUUCGAUCGUUUCUUCUCAUGCUGCGAGAGUGCUCGGGAAGUGUAUCUUUAGUUUCCGCUCCGAGAUUGAAGUCAAGCUGCUAGACCACUUACAGGCGUUGGAAGGUGCGGUUAGACCACUUUCUGUUACCCCCAAUGGAGCUGUAUACGCUGAGUGUAUUGCGUUGAUAUCAACAAGCUCCGAGUGCGUAACAUGGGUGGAGUCAUUAGCGCACAUUGGACAGCUACAACUCAUUCGAUGCCUUCUUUCAUCGCAAUUACGUGCAGCAUCUCAGUUGGAGUCGGGCAUGGUCUUUUUCGCGUUGGAAGGUCUCGGUACUGCUCUAUUUUCUACCAUGGAAACUGAUAGCGAGCGUACAAAUGAGAAAAGCAACGGAGUUUUGAAGGAGCUAGCGAGGCAGCUCCAAGCAUGCGGCAUGUUUUCGCCAAUGAAAACUACCUACAUCACAGCGAAAGCCCCUGCUCACAUUAGCCUCUUCUUGUUCCUCAUCACCAUCACUCAGCUUACACGCUUUGUGCUUGACAAGCACUUGGGAACACUCGUGAGCAAAGCCAAAAAGACCGCGCUGGAUUGCUGCCCUCUGGUGGCUGGCUUCGCUACACUGCUCCAUCAGUUUCACCCCUCCCAUUCAAUCUUGUACAUACAGUACCUGGCACAAUUUGCACAAGCGCACAUCGGGAAGAGCUCGGAAUCAUCAACAGCACCGCAGUGGGAGGUUGCGAACACUGUUGCAUGGAUACUAGACUUUGCGAAGUAUGCGCGAGUGUCUCACGAGGUGCUCGAGACUAGUGUGCCUCCCUUGGUUCUGGAAAGCUUUGGGACAAGCAUGGGCACCAGGUCACACAUAAGCUGAAAGCACUAAAGGGGUUUAUCAUUUUCAGCUAGAGCUUUAAAGGUGUCUAUUACUGCAUCUUCAAUCACUGAGAAUGUCCAGUUCUUGAAACUCCUGACAGUGGUAUUCGAGUUUGAGAACAAGGUGUUUCCACUGGACAAAGUUGCCGGUUCCCAGGAGAGAACUUAGGAAUUGGCAGACAGGGGAUUGAAGUUUCCAGCUUUAGCAAUCAAGGCCAGCAAUAGCAGCUUUGUUGCGCAUCUUUACAUAGUCCCAAGAAGCAUGACACCCUGGGACUGCCUAUAUUUUUUUGUAUUAUACGUGAAGGAAUAGUUUAGGUUAUCCAAAUAAGGCAAUCAAAGUUCGUUGUUGGGUGGUCU